CUUCCCUGCAGAGAGCGUUAACGUUACCAUGUUAUGUUAUUGUGUGGAUGUGCUAAAUGUUCACGCUAAGGCUUCAUAACACUGCAGUUAUAUAAGCAGUGUGUCACUGCUGAGAACGAUGUCAUUGUUUAUGUCCUGAUGAACACAAUAUUUGCUCUUGCUCUCAAUAGGCCUAUAUGUUGUAUACAUAUUGCUGGCUAAUGUUUCGGGGCCAUUGUAUCUUGUGAUGGAUACUGCUGGCUCUGUUCUGCGAGUACUCACAGAGGCAAUCCGACAUGGGAUUCCUGCAGAGCAGUUUUAAAAUGAACCUUCCCCCCAACCUGAACUUCUUACAGUAUAGCUUGCAAUUCUUUAAAAUGUGUUGAUUGGUAUAAUAAACAAAGAAUAUUUGAACAGUGUUCUUGCAAGCAUUGUAGAAAAGUAAGGCUACAUUGAGAAAAACAAGAGAUUGCUAGAGCUUCGGGGGUAAACAAAAAACACCACAGGCUGCAAAAAGUACAUUUUCAGAGAAUUGUUGUUAUUCCCCAUGGUCUUGGUCACAGCAAUAAUAGACGUCAUUGUGAUUUCUUUCCCUAUGACCGAGCCGGGAUGCACUGCAUAGUUGAGGUUAGCAGCAGUGGUCCUGUUGUUUUUGAACAGACUACCGAAACACCCGUGAGAAGUCCAGUGGUCCUGGAUCAUACAGUUGCAUAUACUUUAUUUAUUUUUUCCUCCAUAAUCGUGUUUCUCAGGGGGUAGGGUUGGCUGAUCAAUUGGAGCUCAAGACCUUUUCUAAACUCAAUUUGGCCCAUACCUCAAAGGAUGAAGCUUGGAUGUCUUGGGGAGGGAGGGGUGAAAAAGAGCAACUCCCUCCAAGCAAGGACAGAGUCAAUAUUUUUCCAUCCCUGUCAUGCUUACCAAGUGUGUUUUCCCCCGAGCUCUGGUCCCGAGCAUACACCUCUGUUAUCUCACCAUGCUUUUUGAUCAUGGAUGCACUCUGUGCUUGUUGAAGGGAUUUCAAAGGGAGAAGGUCUGCGCAGUGUUGACCACGCCAGCACGUCAAGUCCAGACAUACUGUAGCUGUUUUGAUGUUGAUCUCCGAGGCCUGCAGAACCCUUUAUUUCUGUAGGAUGGUGAGUGGCCCAGCCAGGUAGCCACGACCAGCCCUCCGUUGCCAUGGACGCCUGUGCCCGCAUUCGAGGGGUGCCGCUGAGGACCAGAGCGUCCAUUCGAAAAGAGACGGUGCGUGACAGCGGGGGACAGUGUGUGAAGAGCCUUCUGAGGACGAAGAAAGAGCUGUGUCGUGUGAGUGUGGAGCUGCAGAGAGGAGACGCACUCAGGUUAACCGAGAUCAAUUUUGUGUGUCUUCCUGGUCUCUCUGAAGGGAAGGAUGCCUCUCCACAGGCUCUGUCCUCUCUGCCCGUGGAGCUGUGUGACCUGCUCCGCUCCCUCCACGUCCACAGCCUCCGCAACGACGAGGUGCUGCUGCUCAAGGACUCGCGCCGCCCGCCCCCGGGAAGGGACCCAGCCACUCAGUGCUGGCUCAGGGUGGUGUGCGUGCUGAGGCACAGUCCCAGCUCUGGGCCCUGUCCUCAGGCCAUCAUCGCCUCCCUCCUGGGCCUGCUGGGGCGCUAUGCCGCCGGGAUCCGCUACGCCCUGGAGCUGCAGGUCCUCAACAGGGGCUCGUCCGAGUCCCACCAGGCGGAGGAGGACGACACCAACCAGUCCGUCUCGUCCAUCGAGGACGACUUUGUGACCGCGCUGGAGCAUCUGGAGGAGGAGGACGCCAGAGAGGCCCCCUCUGCAGCUGCAGCUCCGUAUCACCAUGGCACAAAACGUGACGUAGCGUCCCAGACCAUCCCGGCCCACAAGAGAAAGAAAGACCUCGCGGGGUCGCGUGUGAUCAUCGGCUCCUCCGCCAAGCGGCCCGCCUCCAAGCUCCAGUGUGGGCCGGAGGUGUCCAUCACGGUGCAGAGACCGUCAGCCCCCGACUCCCAGUGGACCCACUACAACCCGGGGACCCGCCUCCCGGAACCCGCCGCCGCCCACUACAGCGAGUCGGACGAUUCCGAUGGCUCCAGCCCCAGCCCCAUCAUCUUCCUGGAUGAGGUGGGCUACCAAAAGAGUCUGCUGGCCAAGCUGGACAUCCCCCAGGUGCCCGGCGGGCCCAGGGAGCCCGUGGAGGACUCUGACUCGGAAGUCAGCGAGUUCUUCGACAGUUUUGACCAAUUUGAUGACCUAGACGAGCUGAGCUCCGACAGCUGCACCCUCACCCUGCCUCUGGACCUCGUGAACCCCUCAGACCCGGGCCAGAAAAAGAAGAAGCCGUCCGAGAUCAACGUAGGUGGCUCCAAAUACGUGUCUCGAGGCUGCUCCACCAAGGGUAGGAACCUGCAGCGCUUUGACCAGCCCCCCCUUCCCGCCAAUCUGAAAAAGCCUACACCUCUAAAACCCGGAUCACCCUACUCCCCGAACUCUGAAGUGCCCGACUCCCCCCGUCCUGUGCGGACGUCCUGCGAGGAGGGUCCGCUUUUCAGCCCCGUUAGCGCCUCGGCCUUCAGCCCCCUGGGCGACUCCGGAGGUUCACUGGAGUACUUUUGGAAAUCGGAGGGAGAUGUCUCAGAGCUGCGCAAGCCCCAGGACCUUUGCUCGCUCUACAAGACCUACUCCGACUUCGCCAGCAGUCUGUCGAGGGAGAUCCUGGGCUCGGUGUGCGGCUACCAGUCCCCGACGGACAUGUCGGACAACAAGAACCUGAGCUGCGUCUGCCACAAGGAGUUCCAGAACCCCGCCGGCCACCUGAUGAAGCUCUCCGAGAUCCAGGAGGCCGUGACGGUGGACAAGCUGCAGCAGAGGCCUCAGUCCCUGAAGGACGGCAUCCAGCGCUUCGCCACAGACCUGGUGGAGAUGAGCUUGGGCAGCGCCCUGCGGGACCUCCAGAAGGGCGUGUCCCAGUGCACCACCACGCUCUGCCACCUGGCCGCCAGGCUCACCUCCUCCGUGUUCCAGAUGGCCUUCCACGAGAUCGGCAUGCGCCGCGCCAUCGUGCUGAAGGAGCGGGCCAUCAGCGGCCUUGCCGGCUUCCUGGUCGGCGAGGCCGUGUCCGGGGCGCUCAAGGAGUUCCUGACGGUCAAAAAGCAGAUCUUCAACAGCACGGUGUCCCAGUUUGCUGCAGACCUUGCCGAGGAACUGGUGUUUGAGGGCAUCAUGGAGGUGUGUCAGUUCUCCCACCCCUCGACCCCGCUCACCCCUAGUGACUGGUCCUUCGGCCAAGGGAGAGGAGAGGCAGAGGAGGACGACGACGACGAAGGAGAGGAGGUGGUGUGCUCCUAUGCUUCAGACCUGUCGGAGUCGGUCAUACAGGAGGCUUUCAUUCAACUCUCCCAGGCUGACGUGGCCUUCACGAGCCAGGCAGCCAUCAGUGUUUCUCUGGACAACGUCUGCUACGUCAGCUCCGACGACACCAGCACACACACCUGCAGUACCGUCACCAGUUCGCAGGUGUGCCACGCCGACCCGGCCGCCGACGGGACCCCCGGCCCGUCAGGGGAGAACGGGGUGUGCACGGUGAAGAAAGCGCUGUUUACAGUGUCGGGCAUGGCCAGCUGCAUUUCUGUGCCACAGGCAGGCCAAGCCCUUUCCCUCCCCGCGCCCUCCGAAGAGACGUGUCAGUAUAAGUCAGCCCUGGCCUCCACGUCACAGACCAGCCCCAAGAGGACAGUGGUGACGACGGCCUCUUCAGACACCACCGCCGCCACGCAGACUGAGAACUACCCUCAAGGACCCCACUCACACGGUCCCCGGGGAGACACCUCCGAAGGGAAGUCCCCUUUCCACCACUUCUCUGGCAACAUGGUGGACAUGAUCGUCACCGAGGCAUGUGAGCUUAUGACCGCUACGAAGAUGAAAAAGAGUUUUGGUGACUGCGCAGAGUUUUUCACCAAGAAUAUAGGGAGCAGGAGAGGCUCCUCUUCUAGGCCUGGUUCGGUCAGCGACGAUCUUCCUGACUCACCGCUGGUGCAGAGAGCUGGCCAGGAGAGCUUCACAUACGACGGCAAGGACUGUGGGGCUGUGAAUCAAAGCGGUCCCCCUGAACAGACGUCAGGAACACACAUUGAGCCGUCUCAGCCAAAAUGUGCAAGCAGAGGUAGUGGGGAGUGUAUCCCUGGUAGUAGUGGUGGGACAGGGGAGAUGCUUCCUGUGACCAUGGACUCUUUAGAUUUGCCCGGAGCCAGGACAGGAGUCCAGAGGAAGACCUCCAUCCCCAGGGAGGAGUCCACCCCAAGCUGCGGUCAGAAGACCACACGGACACCCGGAACCCCUCCUUCUAGCCCCCAGCAGCCCACCGAGGUGUCGAAGGAGAAACAGAUCAGGCAGUUCUCCAAGAAAUUAAAAGGCAAGCUGGCCAAGGAGUUCUCCCCAGCGACCCCACCACCUACCCCCCGCUGCCUACCGGAGCCCGGUCCCGGGCCGGCAGACCCUAGCCCCGAGGCAGACAAGGCCGACUUUAUGGUGAAUCUGAUGCGGUCGCUGUCGGAGGAGGCUGAGGGCCACGGGCAGGAGGAAGAGGACGAGGAGGAAGAGCAAGAGGAACAUGGAGAAGGCGGGCCUGGCGCCGUCCACCGAGGCUCGGCGAUCGGAGGCACCUCAAGGGCGACUGCUCGCAGGAUGUCCAACAAGGAGGCCUUCCGCUAUGCCGAACGGCUUGCCUGUCACAUUGUAUCCAUGGCGACGGAGAUGGACACCCUGAUUGGGGCUGAGAAGCUGGAGAAGGAGAAGGAGAAGGAGAAAGAGGAGGAUGGGUCAGGGAGCCCAGAGGGAGUUGCGAGGAGGGACAGCGUGGCUCAGUUCUCGGAGGAGACCCUCAAUUCGCUGUGGGUUUACGCCGGCGAGGUGGCGGGGGAAGUCAUCAGUGACGUGAAGCGGUUGGUCAACCCAGGUCCGCAGUGUCCCCAUCACAGCGCCCUGCGCAGAAGUAGCCUGGACAGGCCAGUCCCUGAGUGUCACCACCAUCACCAUCAUCCAAUGGCUUCCAGCACCCAGUAUCCCAUCUCCACCGCCACCUCCAGCCCAGGCUUGUCCUCCCAGUACCCCAGCUGCGAGAGUGUGACUGACGAGUAUGCCGGCUACCUCAUCAGGGUGCUGAAGAAGGAGGGAGGCAGCAGGGAACUCGUGCUGGACCAGUACGCCAGCCGCUUGGCCUACCGCUCCAUCAAGCAAGGCCUGACCCACGCCGCCCGCAAGAUGAAGAAGAAGUCUUCCAGCGCUCGUCGACUCCACUCGUCCAGGUCCCUACCGGAGGAUUGGAAGGCAGCCGGGGAUGAGGCGUCCCAGCCAAGGGUCGGACAGAGCAUCGUGUGCACUUGCCCCCAGGACUCUGAGGAACAGCGUCAGCGGGAGUACGCCGACUUGGUCCACUUUUCGGAGUCGUUAGCGUACAGCAUCACCUGCGACGUGACGCGGAAGCUGUGCCUGCCGCCCGCGCUCCUGCCCAAGUCUCUGACAGACUCCUGUAUCUACAGAAGCACCAAACUGGAGGACAUGGCCGAGAAUCUGAUCAGAGACGCCUUCUCCUGCCCCCUGCUGGCCGAGGAAGGUAAGGGCGGGCAAUACCACAGCAACAGCAGCCUGAGUGACGGGGGCUACGGCGCCGGGGUCAUGCAGGUCAUAGAGCACUAUGCCAGGAAGAUAGUGGAGGACACCCUGGAGAUGGGUCUUUCUGCGGCCGGCCACUUGGGCCAGGAGAACCUGAGGCCCCCGGCUCACGACAGACACGCCUACGCGGACAGGCUGUCGGAGGGAGCCUGCCCCCACUGCACCAGGCCCAGGGCGCACCACCUCCACCACUGUCGGCACGCAGGCCCCAGGGUGAGGCCCAAGCGGGGCCAGGAGUGCGAGGGCGGAGCGGAACACCUCCUGGAGAUCCCCAAGAUCCAGAUCGACCUGGACCUCCGCGUGGCAUUCGCCGAGGAGAUGGUCUCCGUCGCCAUGGAGACGGCCAAACGGGAGCUGAGCAACACCAGCCUCAACGCCGACAGCGGCAUCGGCCACGACGGGGCCAGCUACGCUGAGAGCCUGACGGCUGAGAUCAUGACGUCGGCGCUGUCCAACCUCUGUCAGGCGGCAAACCCCAGCUCCCCAGGAAGGGAUGCCACUGAGUCGACGAUGCCCCAGCAGCUCAGCGUGGGCGACGACAGCCUCGGCAGCUGGUCCAACCUGAGCUUUGAGGAUGAGCACCCCGACGAGAACAGCAGCUUCCUCCACCUCAGCGACAGCAGCAAUGGGAACAGCAGUAGCUGGAGCAGCCUUGGCCUGGAGGGGGAGGUGUGUGAGGACCACCUGUCCUUCUCCCCCUCGGACAGUGAAUGUCCCGAGGAGCAGGAGACCGACGUCAAGGAGGAAUCUAGUGGGACAGUGUGCGUGGACAGGCCUCAGCCGCCGGCCCCCAAGGCCCUGCUGGUGCUGGUGAACUCUGAGGUCAUGGAACCGGGACAUGAGCCCCAGGGGGCCGUGAUCCUGGACCCCCAGGUGAGGUGCAUGCUCCAGUGGGCUGCAGCCUCCAUGGCCGAGUUGCCCCAGGUGCAGCUGGGCACGGAGAGAGAGAUCCAGCAGCUCCAGGCGGUGGUCCAGCGGCUCCGGGAGCGGGAGUGCCGGGUGGGGGACCUGCUGCAGGCCCUGCUGCGCUACUGUGAAGAGGUCCAGGCCCGGAGCCAGUUGCCGGCGCCCUCCCACCCCAGGGAGACGCCCUCUCUGCCCCACCACGGCACGCCGCUCUUCCAGUGGCUCCUGGAGCACUUUUAACCUCUCCCUACUCCUUCUCUCCCUCCUUUCUGUUCCCUUAUCUUUACCCCUCUCCCGGUGACACCUGCUCUGUGUAUGCGGAAUCGCGCUGCUGCCUAUUGGCCUCCACUGCUGUAUUACUCCCCUACCCAACACCCGUCCAUGUGAACCGAGACCCCCCUCUCUCUAGUGUCUCCUAUAGGGCUUCAUACCAGCCGGCCGUCACUAGAUGGCGCCAGGCAGAUGACACGAAGAAAUCUGCUCGUGUGUGUGUGUGUGUGUGUGUGUGUGUGUGUGUGUGUGUGUGUGUGUGUGUGUGUGUGUGUGUGUGUGUGUGUGUGUGUGUGUGUGUGUGUGUGUGUGUGUGUGUGUGUGUGUGUGUGUGUGUGUGUGUGUGUGUGUGUGUGUGUGUGUGUGUGUGUGUGAGAGAGAGAUAGGGUAAUUUGCACUGUACCGUGACCAGCAGUAAUUCCUUUUUCCUUCCUCCCAAUUAGUCGUUAGAGCUCUGUUUAUUCUUGGUAUUAGCCUCCGUCGUUCUGAUUUAGUGACUGACCUCGGAAACAGCCGAAACCUUGUGUUCUUGCUAAUCUUCUUUUACUGCUACAGAAAGAAAGCGGAGGAGAGAAGCCCAGCCCUAGUCGAGACAAUGUGUUCUGUGUUAGGGAAUCCCCACUCGGGUGGAUGAUGUCAAAGCCGCAGUUCACCUCUGUGGUGGCGUUUCCACAUGCUAAAGACACCGACCUCACACACGCAUGUGCGCACACACACACACACACACACUGCACCACCACACCCUUCAUCAUUUGUACUGCCCGAAGUCAUUCAAGUUGCUUAAUAUGACUACCUUUUUUCUCCUCGAGCAUAUUGUAUUUCAAGACUCUAAAGUGAUUGCUUGUCAGUCAUGGUGUAUUCCGUUUCUGGCCCUGUUGCACUGAGGCUCAGUAAAUAUGUGGUAUCGAAACACUUGGAUUAUUCACACCUGUCAAAUAAGGGGUAUAUAUAUAUAUAUAUAUAUAGAUAUAGAUAUAGAUAUAGAUAUAGAUAUAGAUAUUAGUGUUUACCCCUCAUAUCGCAGAUCACUUCUUCCCAUCAGUAUUAGUGUGCAAAAUAGAGGUCUAAACUCUGCUCAAAACACAAUCAAUAGUGAUUAUCAGGAAGUUAUCAAGGAUUUCAAGGCAUUGUAUUUUUUGAGCCUGGAAAACCUUCCAACCUUUCGUUUUUGCACAAAUAAACGUAAGGAAAUAACCUGUACUUCUUUACCUGACGUAUGGCCAGUUGAAGUUGAACUGCUGCUCGGUGAUGCAAGCAGCCAUGGAUUGUAGUGGCGGAGUCUCUAGCCGUAUGAAGCCGGGACAGUGACUGUCAUCGUGUGUGUGUGUGUGUGUGUGUGUGUGUGUGUGUGUGUGUGUGUGUGUGUGUGUGUGUGUGUGUGUGUGUGUGUGUGUGUGUGUGUGUGUGUGUGUGUGUGUGUGUGUGUGUGUGUGUGUGUGUGUGUGCAUCGGUGUCGAGCCUGGGGCCACCGUGGAUGGUGUUGAGGAGGACAGGGCGGAGGGAUCUACUGACGUAGAUGACAUUAAUCACAGGUUUCCCAAGCAAGACCUCCGAAACCAUCAGUAGCAUCACACAUAACCAAACAGUCGCCAGUCGCCCGUUCACCACCACCACCACCACCACCCACACGCACACGUCAGUGUGUGUGUUAUUCAAUAUUCCUGGCUAUCGCCACUUCUAUUGAACACACACGCCCAUGUUACUCAUCAGAGGAAUGCUAAACACGCACACAGGCUCUGAUUUGCUGAUGUUUGCAUCAGUACUGCUUCCUCAAUGAUUAACAGACAAAAGGGGAAGGAGACUCAGCUCCGGGCUCUCCCUGCCUCUCCAUCUCCCCCUCUCUCUCUCUCUCUCUCUCUCUCCACCACCUCUGUCCCCUCCCUCACCCUCUUCCAUCUCGUUCCUCCGCCAUCUCCCUCUGCCAUCUCCCUUUCCCUCUCUCCCUCCAUCUCCCUCUCCAGAGGUAGAAGAUGAUCAUGGGGAUCAUCUUCCCCUUGAGUUCCUCCUCAUCGUUGUGGAUCGCGUCCCAAUCUGCAUGGCUGAGUCUCUGAAAUCGGACUCCUUCUUUGGGCUGAAUAUCGUUCUAUAAAUGUACCUGGCUGUCGUGUUGAUCCGUGGCUCGCCAAAACGUGCAAUUGUUCGCAACAGUUAUUCCUGUAUCAUGAAUUAAAAUGCUAUACAUAUAUAUCUAUAUAAUUAUAUACAGUAUAUAUCGAUAUAGAUAAAUAUUACACACACAGAGCACAGGUGGGCUUCUAACGACCAUCCAGUUUAUACCUGAAGACAGUGUUGUUAAAAAAGAAAAUUGGAGGGGUUUUGAGAAUUGAAAUGCACACCGCCGUGUUUCUUGGUUUACAUUCUAAACAUUUCAAACAAAGUAUACAAAAAAACUACGAAUGUAUUGAGAGUGAAAGCCUGCUUUGGUCUAAAGGGCCUUUCCUUUAGACCAGGGGGGGGGGGUGAUGUGACUUCUCCAUGACGUACCUGCUGAACCUUCCCCCCACCCCCCUGCCCCUGGUUAUAUUUCUUUCUUAAACGUAGUACUUCAACGUUCUUCUCUUUCCAGGUGACCUAUAAACUCUAUCGUGUGUUGUUAAACAAACGUGAUAACAUCAAUGCCUGUUCCUGCAGAGAAAAACGAUGGUGGUUGUAGUAAAAAAGUAGUCUUGUAUCUAAUAUUUUGUUCUGUUGGCUCCAGCGUUCAUUUGGUUCCUAUCUCUAUAAAUGCACACAGGCAGCCCUCACUUUCUUCUGUUUCCUGCUUCCUUGUAACAUUUUGCCAAAUAAGAUAUUUAAUAAUUUAUGUAAGUUGUAUAAUGUUAAGUAAACUUCUUGUUCCUCUAGUGGCAAUGCUGAAUAAUUGACACAUGCUUAGCUUGAUAUCAAAGCACUAAAUAUGUCAUUGUUAAAGCGAUGUGGGACAAUAAAGCUUUUACAUGUGGUCUGAAGAAACUUCUGUUGGCUUUUCAAUUAUUUACAUUUUUACAUUUACAUUUAGGGCAAUUUCAGACGUUUUUAUCCAAAGCCACUAACAAUAAGUACAUUAGUCAGAAAUAAGUACAUUUGUCAGAAUCUGUUGAUUUCCUGGUGCGACCACACAUAAAGUAUAUUCGUUUUUUCAUUCCCAUUUAUUUAAAAAGAAGAAUUCUUAAAGGUGAAAUAUAUAUAUAGGAUUAAGUGGCUUUUAAUGGUCAUUCCCAAUUCCGUACGAGAAUGGCCUGUACUGGCCUGUAAGGUGACUAGGUACUAAAACAAAUAUGUUAUAUAAGUGAAGAGGUUUCUUAACAGCUCAAUUUAUUAGUGUCAACUUUAGCUUACAAGUAAUAUAUUGAUUGUUAAAAUAUAAGAAAUAGGUCCUUGACUCGUUCUGGGCUACUAUAGAAAAAUGGCAGUAAGACAAGAUGGCUCAUGGAAGAGGACCCACCCACUAUAUAGGUCAA
Messenger RNA from Gadus chalcogrammus (walleye pollock), 10250 nucleotides. RefSeq names its product A kinase (PRKA) anchor protein 11 (gene akap11). Gene Ontology annotation, cellular component: cytoplasm. The record is from RefSeq and is a predicted model, not a curated record. Gene Ontology annotation, molecular function: protein kinase A binding. Bases 1156 to 6780 code for a protein of 1874 amino acids. Lineage: Eukaryota; Metazoa; Chordata; Actinopteri; Gadiformes; Gadidae. The transcript has 12 exons. Gene Ontology annotation, biological process: intracellular protein localization.